UCGGGAUUCCGUGGCAGUCGGACGCGUUUCGAAACCUUCGACCUCGUCUCUUUCUACUUGUAUAUCUCCUCCAUCCCUUUUCUGUCCUGUAGAAAUACAUAUAUAGAGGGGAGAGACGGUUGUAAUUCCUCGUACGUCUCAGCGAACCCAAUUCGAAGGGUUGAGAAAGGGAGAAGUAGGUGGGUUCGUCGAGAGAAUCAUCGUAUUCUCUCGUGUAUCUAUCGUGCGAUUCGCGUAAGCUCCGUCGCGAGGAGUCUCCGUGUCACGCAGCGGGGUCGAUCGAAUCGACGAAUGAGAGAGAAGGAGGCUGUAAAAACGCGAGGUGGAGCGAAAAGGAUCGGGCGAGACGGUCGCCAUUGCUGUGAGAAGCAGUGCCACCUGGUCCCGCGAAGUAGCGGUAAGGGGGGUGCGUAUUGACGCGACUGCGCGAUUUAGUCGACGCGGUAGAAAAGGGUUGUGAUUUGAGCAGCGGUGGGGAAUCGCCGUUGGUGGAACAGAGAUAAAACGAGGAGAAGGAGGGGGACGGGCUGAAAAGUUCGGGCCAGGCUUGGUUCGAUCGCUCAAUAUUCAUCCCUUGGCCGGACGAGAGCGCCCGAGAACAGCGGCUCCAGACGAGGGCACGAAUCGACCCUUCCUUCCUUUGCGUCCUCGCCCGCGGAGCUGCUCGAUCGCGGCACCGUUCCGUUCCAUUCCGUCAGAAGAAGAACAAGAUCACCGACAGAAAGCAGUUCAGAAGCCUGACAAAGGAAUAUUCGUACGUCGUCGUUCGUGGUGAUACGCGCAACCGUUUCGUCUCUCCAUCUUUAACCGUUUAAACGAGCGAAAUGGAGGGCAAGAAAGAACAGUAUUACUCACCUCCGCCGAAGCUUGGCAAAUGGGAAGGUUUUAGGGUUUUUCUAUGGAACUCCGAGACUGGACAGUUCCUGGGGCGCACAGGCGCUAGUUGGGGCAAGAUUUUGUUAUUCUACGUUAUUUUUUACGCGGUACUGGCUGGUUUCUUCGGGGCAAUGUUGACCGUUUUUUACCAGACGUUAGACCCGAACGCACCGAAAUGGCAAUUGGAUAAAUCCUUGAUCGGCAGCAAUCCUGGACUUGGUUUUAGGCCUAUGCCACCAGCAAGCAACGUUGAAAGUACCUUGAUUUGGUACAAAGCUAGCGACGAGGGUAACUUCUUGCAUUGGACCAGAGAACUGGACGCGUUCCUCGAAGAAUAUCAGAAGCCUGCUGGCGGGACAAAUGGUGCCCAGCAGAGGAUGCUCUGCGACUAUGGAAAACCACCGACUCCUGGCAAAGUCUGUGACGUGGAUAUGUCGACGUGGGGACAGUGCACAAAGGAAAAUAAAUAUGGUUACAAUAAAUCUGCACCAUGCAUUUUCCUCAAGCUGAACAAGAUUUUCGGCUGGAAACCCAUAUAUUACAACGAUACAUCGAAUCUGCCAAGUGCUAUGCCAUCCGAUCUUCAAGAACACAUCAAGCAAGAGGCACUCGCCAAUAGGUUGGACACCGUCUGGGUAUCCUGUGCCGGUGAAAAUCCAGCUGAUAUCGAGAAUAUGGGUGCCAUUCAAUACAUUCCACGUCGGGGCUUUCCUGGAUACUUCUUCCCAUUCACAAAUACCCCUGGCUACCUUAGCCCGCUCGUAGCUGUCUUCUUCGAGAGGCCUAAAUACGGUGUACUGAUCAACAUCGAGUGCAAGGCCUGGGCACACAACAUCAUCCACGACAGAUUCGAGAGGCGUGGUUCAGUGCAUUUCGAGUUAAUGGUGGAUUAAGCAUAGCGCUUGCCGCCUUUUGCAAGACCACUAUCAACUGCGUCCAAGAACAAUGUAGGAGGAAGGGGAAUAAGAGAAAUUUCUUUUUUAAUCAAUCUCGCUGGCGGAUUGUGACCACUCCUUCUUUCCUUCGGUUUUUCUCUGCCGACGAUACCGCCCUGACCGCCUAUAUAUUUCUCAUCGUUAUUUUAACGUAGAUCCGUCAGAAGCUCAUGCUCAUCCUCAUCUUCAUCGCGCUUUACAUUGUCGCGCUUCUUGACACCAUCGUGGACGAUCGUAGUCCUUCGACGCAUUGAUAAUUGUCACACAUUACACAUACACAAACGGAAACGAACACACACAUGUACACAUACAACAUACAUAUGAAUAUGAAACAGUUUCAAACAUAAUCGUCGCUUCCACGGACAAAAUGAUUGUACCGACGAACGGACCAGUAAAAAAAAUUGGCUAUACAAAAGAGCUACGUAUAUGUAUAAAAUACGUGCGCGUGUUCGCGCGUGUACGUAUCAGGAUGCACAAAAGUAAACAGUUUAGCGGAAAGUAAAUUCUGCACAAAAAUGUGGCGGCGGUAUCUCUUCUUUCUUAUCGGGGGUGAAGGGGAGUGGUCGUAACCAUGAUCUAAGUAUCGUUCGGAGUAUCCGUUUGACGCGCGUAAGACUUUAUCAUUUCAAUUACUGCCCCGUUCUAAUUUCACGGGUUAACCUUAUUAUUUCCGUUUCCGUUAACUCGGUCUCGUUCCAGGCUCUCGUGCGCAUAUUUCAUUUCCAUUUAUUUCAUAACCGAGACUGGUUGAUGUCCGCCUAGGCGACGAGACCGCUAACGUGUAGGGUACACCGAUGAUGAAUAAUUGAUACUCUGUUAGUUCGUGCCACGUACGUAGACGUAACUAAAGGAAUAAAUAAGAAAAUUAUGAAAAAAAAAAAUGUAAAAAAUGGUUAGUAUCUUUUA
Molecule: messenger RNA, 2717 nt
Organism: Osmia lignaria (orchard mason bee)
Lineage: Eukaryota; Metazoa; Arthropoda; Insecta; Hymenoptera; Megachilidae
Product: sodium/potassium-transporting ATPase subunit beta-2
Biological process (GO): intracellular sodium ion homeostasis; potassium ion import across plasma membrane; intracellular potassium ion homeostasis
Cellular component (GO): sodium:potassium-exchanging ATPase complex
Molecular function (GO): ATPase activator activity
Source: RefSeq, a predicted model, not a curated record